This is a messenger RNA of Cooperia oncophora, 477 nucleotides long. Lineage: Eukaryota; Metazoa; Nematoda; Chromadorea; Rhabditida; Trichostrongylidae. The record is from the annotation of a GenBank genome assembly.
AUGAAUGAGAACGGCGCAAAGACUUCCGUAACGAGCACCACUGAAUCGAACGGCGGAACGUCAAAGAAGAAACAAAAGCCUAUGGCAUUGUUCGAUUCUGACGAUGAACCCGAUGACCAAGACAUUAGCAAGCUUGAAGGUGCGAUUGGAGAAGACUCAGAUAUCGAAAUGGACGACGACUUUGGCAGUGACGUAUCUGUGGACGGUAGUGCGAGUGCUGAUGAUGAUUCUGAUGAUGAACUACCUAUUGAGAAAAAGUCACGGUUGUUGGACAAAAGAAAGCAGAAAACAGCGGAGGAAGGUGAAUCAGAACUACGCCUAAAUAUUGCUGGUCAACAAAAAUACGAACUCCCUACAGUUGAUGAAGUAGAGAAGCAACUUAGAGAACUUCCCAACCUUCAAAUUAUCAGAGAUAGGAUUAGCGAGGUUGUUCAGGUAAUAACACACUUCCUUCUAUUGCAUCCAAGCUUCAUCUAA